This is a messenger RNA of Amorphotheca resinae ATCC 22711, 1033 nucleotides long. RefSeq lists its product as hypothetical. The record is from RefSeq and is a predicted model, not a curated record. Lineage: Eukaryota; Fungi; Ascomycota; Leotiomycetes; Helotiales; Amorphothecaceae. Bases 200 to 949 code for a protein of 249 amino acids. The transcript is spliced from 3 exons.
AGUAUACUGAACGGCAUAACCUCAAACCGAGCACAUCCACUUGAAAGACAGAUUGAUUAAAGUUUUUGCCAGUCGUGAUGAGCUCAGCUACCUAGCCGUUGAAAGCUCGUAGCUACAGGUAUCGCGCCGUUUCCAGACACGUGCCGUUUCACCCCUGUUGGACCCGAGUGAGGGUCCUGCAUGUUCUACAAUUCAAAAGAUGUUGCUACCUCGGAUUUCACUACACAGGACAGCGCCUUUGCUUCGAACCUCAUGCCUACGUCAGAUUUCUCGCUCCAAGGUUCCUUUGCAAUCUUUUCGAGGCAAUAGCACGUCAUCAGCUGCUCCCAAAUAUGGCACAAAAAGACCCAUAUUUCCGGAACGUUUACUAGUAUACCAUGCCGGAACAGGGCGCUCGGUGUUUCUGGGAUGUUUGAAGGUUACCACCAUCUUCAUAUUCACAUUCUUCACCUUGGUCGUAGUUCCAACCCAUUUCUUCGCCGAACAUGAGCCGCUAUGGGUUGCUGGCGCUGUCAUGAUAUCUGGAACGGUUCCAAUGUUAUUCGUAGCUUAUAUAUCUUCUCCAUUCGUGGCGAACAUUCACCUACGCUUACCCGCCUUCGCACGACAUUCCCGGGAUUUGUUGACUCGAUAUUCGCAAACUCUUCCUAAAGACGCCCAGCUGGAAAUCACAACUAUGAACUUCAUUGGCAAACCCAGAGUCAGUCUUGUGAAGGUAGCAGAGUUGCGUCCAGUUAAAGAGAGAUUUGGCCUGGUGAACUAUGCCCGGGAUACGAAGGAGAUGAAUUCAAAGAGACCGUGGUGGAUGACGAGGGCUGUCAGGCAGUUUGGUGUACAUGGUGGAACCCGGAUCAAGGAGGGAACUGGAAUCUGGGACAACAUUGCAAGAACGAUUGAGAAGAGGUCAAAUACCUCUCGCGACGUAAAUGCUCCUAAAACGAGCAGCUAAAACGACCUCCACUCCUACCUAACUUUUAAGGUCGACUGACAUUAUUCUGUCUACUGUAAUAUAAAAGUAUCAUCAUCUCUCGGC